Sitophilus oryzae (rice weevil) is the source of this 1028-nucleotide messenger RNA. RefSeq names its product piggyBac transposable element-derived protein 2-like. Gene Ontology annotation, molecular function: sequence-specific DNA binding. The record is from RefSeq and is a predicted model, not a curated record. The coding region runs from base 189 to 902 and encodes 237 amino acids. The transcript has 2 exons. Lineage: Eukaryota; Metazoa; Arthropoda; Insecta; Coleoptera; Curculionidae.
ACAAGUGUAAGGCUCCCUAUAUUUGACGCCUGUCCCCAACCUUCUACUUCUGUCGGAUAGAUAGCGCCAUGAGUCUCUUUAGAAUGGUUCUAAUAAGCAUCGGAAGAGUUACAGUUCUACUUUGUGUGUGAUUUAUGACCCUGAGACAGUUUUCCGUUUAGUAAUUUUUGUUGUUCUACAAAACUGCCAUGGAACCAAGGUUUGAGAGAGGUUUUACACUUCAAGAGGCUUUGGAAAUUGCCUAUAAUGAAGAUAUAGAUGAAAUAUUUAUUGAACCACCCGAUGCAAGCGUCCUGACUGAUGUGGACUCGGGAGAUGAAGAUGGGGGUGGAUUUGUGGACAACCUAUCUGGAGGACAACUUCGAGCUCAAGCUGAAGUAAAACUUCUGGACAAUAAUAGAAUUGGUGGAUGCACUUCUGAUGAUCAAAUACUUUCGCAAGAGAGUGCUCUGUCACAGCGAGAUUCACCUAUAUUGCACAACAUCAUGCCACAAGUAAACGUUUCAGCUAAGUUAGAAGAAUUCCAAUGGAUCCAGGGCGAUUUGGAGCCAAGUCGCCAAAGUUUUCCAGAUGGUAAUCAUUUGCAGUAUCAAAACUUGUCUCCGGUACAGUUAUUUGAGAUGUUCAUUGAUGACGAAGUUCUGUCUAUUUUGAUUGAGGAAACCUCUAGAUAUGCCUUGUUCAAAAACUGCCCUGAUCCACGUGUGACUACUGAAGAGAUGAAAUGCUACAUUGGAAUACUCAUUCUUAUUGGGUAUAACGAUUUACCAGGAAAGAGGUUUUACUGGGACUCGGACAGCGAUGUGAGAAACGAACUCGUAUACAAUUCAAUGCGUAGAAAGUGUAAAAAGUGCAAUGUCGGACUUUGUAUUGACUGUUUUUUCAUAUUCCAUACUGUAUAGGUGUUACCUGACCCUAAAAUAAUGUAUUUAUAAUAAAUUUAAAUAAACAUAUGUAUGUAAAAAUUUUCCGUCAUAAUAUUUCCAAAACUGGGUAGGCAAACCGCCUAGUGUUACCAUAUGGUCACA